CAAGGCAAGUUGCUGCAAGGCACAUCAAGUUCUGAAUUCCCGUGCCAAGUUUUCCAAGCAGAUAAAAGAGGAGGCUCCCAAGCUCUCCCAUCACAGGGGUUUCUGUCUCCGUUGCCCUCUGCUCUUUUCCUGCCACGCAGCUUUUAUUCACCAGCCUUUUUUUUUUCCCCUCUCCUGCUCUUUGCAUUUCCAAUUGAACAAGCCACCAUGAGUCGGCUCUCUUUCAGAACAUCUACUGGAGGGGGCAUGAGGGGCUUUAGCUCAGGCUCUGCUAUCGUAGGAGGUGGCGGUGGUACCAGAAGCAGUUUUAGUUCUGUCUCUGUCUCCAGAGUUGGAGGAGGAAGAGCCGGAGGUGGAGGAGGCUUCGGAGCCGGCGGUGGUUUCGGCAGCAGAAGUCUCUAUAACCUAGGUGGAAGCAAAAGAAUUUCCUACAGCUCAGUUGGUGGAGGUCUACGGAGUGGAGCCGGUGGUGGAUACAGCUUUGGUGGAGGAACUAGCUUUGGUCUUGGCUAUGGUAGUGGAGCAGGCGCUAGUUUUGGCUUAGGAGGAACUGGUGGUGCUGGCGGCUAUGGGCUGGGCGGUGGAUUUGGGCUGGGAGGUCCCGGAUUUGGUGGUCGAGGUGGCCCCGGGUUCCCUGUUUGCCCACCUGGUGGCAUCCAAGAAGUGACCGUCAACCAGAGCCUCCUGGCACCCCUCAAGCUGGAUAUCGACCCGGAAAUCCAGAAGGUGCGAACACAGGAGCGGGAGCAGAUCAAGACCCUCAACAACAAAUUUGCCUCCUUCAUCGACAAGGUGCGCUUUUUGGAGCAGCAGAACAAGGUGCUGGAGACCAAGUGGAGCCUCCUCCAAGAGCAAGGUCACACAGUCACCAGGAAGUCCCUCGAGCCCCUUUUUGAAGCCUACAUCAACAAUCUCAGACGGCAGCUAGACAGUCUCAUGGGAGAGAGGGGAAGGUUGGAUUCCGAGCUGAGGAACAUGCAGGACAUGGUGGAAGACUUUAAGAACAAAUAUGAAGAUGAGAUCAACCGGCGCACUGGUGCCGAGAAUGAGUUCGUGGUCCUCAAGAAGGAUGUUGAUGGUGCUUAUAUGAACAAAGUUGAGCUGCAGGCCAAAGCAGAUGCACUGGCAGAUGAAAUUAACUUCCUGCGAGCUCUCUACGAAGCGGAAUUGUCCCAGAUGCAGCAGCAAGUAUCCGACACCUCCGUGGUCCUGUCCAUGGACAACAACCGUAACCUGGACCUCAACAGCAUCAUUGCAGAGGUCAAAGCACAGUACGAGGACAUCGCCAACCGGAGCCGGGCUGAGGCUGAGGCUUGGUACCAAAACAAGUAUGAGGAGCUCCAGGUCUCCGCCGGGCGGCACGGCGACGACCUGCGUAACACCAAGAUAGAAAUUUCGGAGAUCAACCGGAUGGUCCAGAGGCUGCGGAACGAGAUCGAGAGUGUGAAGAAACAGUGUGCCAAUCUCCAAGCAGCCAUCGCUGAGGCGGAGGAGCGCGGGGAGAUGGCCCUCAAGGAUGCCAAGGCCAAACUGGCCGAGCUGGAGGAUGCUCUGCAGAAGGCUAAGGCUGACCUGGCACGGCAGCUCCGCGAGUACCAGGAGCUCAUGAACGUCAAGCUGGCCCUGGACAUCGAGAUCGCGACCUACAGGAAGCUGCUGGAGGGCGAGGAGAGCAGGCUUGCCGGAGAGGGAGUCGGAGCCGUGAGCGUCUCUGUGGUCAGCACCUCGAGCGGGAUGGGCUACGGCGGCGGCAGCUGCCUGGGCAUGGGCGGAGGUCUCGGCAUGGGCGGCGGCGGCGGCGGCGGCGGCGGCGGCUACAGCAUGAGCAGUGGCGGUGGCUUCGGAGUCGGGAGCGGAGGGUUGAGCGGGGGGCUCACCUACGGCGGAGGCAGCACCUUCAGCUCUGGGAGCAGCCGAGGCAUCGGCUCCAGCACAGGAGGCAGCGUGAGGAUCGUUUCCAAGACCACCACUAGCAAAAAGACCAUCAGAUAAGGAUGGUGAGCGCGGAGCCCUCGGCACGGACGACGACGUGUUUCCUGCCUUCCGAAAGCAAGUGCUGCCCUAUGAAUUCAAUGGUGUAAAUAGCUGCGCUAGACCCUCUCCUUCCUCCAUCCGUCACCCUCCACCUUUGGGGCAGCGGGGGGGAGACCAGGACCCCAACUGCGAGAAUCUGGAGCACCUUUGGCUGAAGCAUAGGUUGUAACAGGUCACUGACAGGGCUUUGGAGAGCCGCUGCAGACGCCGGGGGUGGCCCUCUUUCAGCACAGUCCUUGCUUUUCCCGUGUUCGCCCCCUGGAGCUACGCAUUUGAAGUGAAGCGGAAGCACUUUGCUGAAGGGGACAGCCGCGCUCGGCCACGCACAUUCGUUUCAUUCGUCCUAAAACAAGGGUGACAGCCUUGGGAAACCACCGGCUCCUCAGCAAUGAAAAUAGCUCCGAGAUGCUCUAAAAGCCUCUGCCCGCAACACGUGUUACAACCUCCAAAUGUUUUGUCUGCAAGUAAAGAUAUUUUUUUUUUCCAGCCCCUUCUGUUUUCUCAGGCACCUGUGGGAAAUGUUAUUGCUUUCUGUGUAUAUGAAUUGCCACACUGAUUUCUAACUCUUUGUCCUCAUGGCUACAGCCUUUUCACUUCCAAGCCUACCAUACUGUAUUGUCCAAUA
This is a messenger RNA of Phalacrocorax carbo (great cormorant), 2659 nucleotides long. Lineage: Eukaryota; Metazoa; Chordata; Aves; Suliformes; Phalacrocoracidae. The record is from RefSeq and is a predicted model, not a curated record.